Molecule: messenger RNA, 1402 nt
Organism: Xenopus laevis (African clawed frog)
Lineage: Eukaryota; Metazoa; Chordata; Amphibia; Anura; Pipidae
Gene: agrp.L
Product: agouti related neuropeptide L homeolog
Exons: 4
Coding region: 618-1061 (147 amino acids)
Biological process (GO): hormone-mediated signaling pathway; neuropeptide signaling pathway; positive regulation of feeding behavior
Cellular component (GO): extracellular region
Molecular function (GO): signaling receptor binding; type 1 melanocortin receptor binding; melanocortin receptor binding
Source: RefSeq, a predicted model, not a curated record
UGAGAAAACAUGACAAAUUUCAUUGCUUAGGUACUAGGUGUUUGUUGUGACUUUUGUUGGUUCUACAUUAAAAAAGGGGGAAAAGCAGGAUGAUGGUGGAAAAGAAAAGAACAAUAAAUUGGUAUAACAGCAUUGGUUCUACAUUAAAAAAAAGGGGAAAAAGCAGGAUUAUGGUGGAAAAGGAAAGAUCCAGAAAUAGGUAUAACAGCAUGCAAGGAAAUAUAAUGUUGAAUUAUUGUUAUUACUAUAUACCAGAGCAAAUAGAGAAACAGAAGACUUGUUUUAUUUUAAGCUGCUGGUGUCUGUCUGUCAAAGCCAUUUUAACAGCUGCCUAUCAGACAGAAAUAUCUCUCAUCAGAUAGUAGCAGAGCUAUAUGGGUUAAUGCCAGUCUUUUUAACAAAACACUUCAGUUAAUAAAUAUUGAGUUCUGGAUGGCCUGUGUUGAUUGCUUGUUUCUACAAAGCAAUAAAAACAAAGCCCUCCUACUUGUUACUGUGUGUGGAAACGUCACUGCAAUAUAGGCACAUGUCUAUAUAAACCUAGAUAUUGAGUGGACCCCAUUCCAAGCUGACUGUACAGAGAAACAUUCAACUCAUCUCUGCGUUGUGAAGACACAAUGUUCAACACAGUCCUGUUGUGUGUGGCAAUAAUACAGACAACCCAAGCAUCUCUCACUUCAGAAACCAGUAAUGAAAGGCUCCAAGCAUUGAACUCUGGCAUAAGCAAUGGAAGAUAUAGCUAUCCAAGUUUGCUGCGCAAAGUGAAAGAGACUGCAAUGGAAGUGCCAGGGAAUUUGGCUAGAAAUGAAUUUCUGAAACUGGACUCAGGAGUAGAGGAAGACGACUUGAUAGAGGAUUACAGCCUACUUGACCCAAGGGCUUUGUCACUAGAAGUAUCUUCAAGGGAAGAGCGCUCACCUAGAAGAUGUGUUCAGCUACUGGAGUCUUGUGUUGGACACCUGCCAUGUUGCAGUCCUUGUGCUACCUGUUACUGCCGAUUCUUUAAUGCAUUCUGUUACUGUAGAAAAACAAGCAUCAACUGCCAUCAUGGAAAGAAUUAGUUAUUCUCAACUCCUCCAAUGAGAGGUUAUGAAUAUUAUUAGCAUACCCGGGAGCCCUUAGAUGUCACGGCAUUAUUACUAAUGUGUACAUUGAUCUUAAUUUACGGUUGUAGUUUUGUUAAUUGCUAUCUUAAUGCAAAAUAUAAAUAUUAUGUCAUGUUCAUUAAAUGCUUCACUGUUUGUCUAUUUAUUUUGUGAACAUUUAUAGAUGAAUAUAGUAUAGCUGAAGACAAUGUAAGUUAAAACAGAUCAAGCUAAUAUUUACCUAUGUAAUUAACUAAUAUAAUUACAUAUACAUUGAUAUAUAUGUAACCUACAGGUCUUUGCACUAAAGGGUUAAA